GCAGGAUGAUGGACAGCUGAGGAUCCGAAACAGCGAUCUGUGCUACUAGAGUGGAGCAAACAAUCCUACUACUUACGAGAGGAAGGAGAUCUGGAGCGCUUCUUCUCUCUUUCUCCCUUUUCGCGGCCGGGGAGGAGUUGAUUUUCGCAAGGCGCCUUCCGUGACACUUUUUCCCUCCAGAUAUCCGUUUCUCUGUAGUCGUUGCAAAGAGAAAGGAAAAAGGAAAAAAAAAACAGCGAGCCAAGAGGAGUCGGGACUUGGAUCUCGCGUGUUGUCCUGCCUCCAGCCGCCAGGAGCGGGGGGUGGGGGCUCGUUCGCAAGCGGUUGAACCUUGGAUUUCUCUCCUGAUCCAGCUUUUCUGCCCCCUCACCUGCCCCGUCUCGGAUACGUACAAGAAGACUGGCUUUCCAUCAAUAUCAGAGCCACGCGUUUCGUGCGAGGGGGACACCUCUCUUCCAAGGAAAGAGUUUUCCCCUCCCCCCCCUGUGAACGGACUCUGUCGGCGCUAGGUGGUGGUGGAGCAGCAAAAGGGGAACUUCGGUCGGAUCUGCUGUGUUGAAAAGAUCAGCUUUCCUUGCAAACUUUGUUAAAAGCUGUCUUUCCCUCUCCUCCCACCGGCCGCAGAUGUGCUCCACUAUGUAAAAGGAAGCGCAGCGACGGCCUCUCUCUAUCGCGACGCGGACCAUUCCGCUCUCCAGGUUACCCAGUUUGUGAGAAGGAACUCCCAUUUCCUCCAGAGCCAUGAUGCUAAUCCGAGAAGUCCUGCUCUUCCUUCAGUGCUGCUGGCCUCCUUUGCUGCUACAUUGGACACUCCACCCCAUGUGGGGCUUCAUUCAGAUUACUCAGGGUGAACUCCAGAAAUCAUGCUCUAAGCCUCUACUAGAGAAAACUAUAGAUAGUUGCCAACAUAUCUGCCAAUGUAGACCACCUCCAUUACCACCACCACCUCCUCCUCCUCCACCACCAAGGUUGCUUGGGGUUUCAUCUCCCACCGUUCCUAUUUGUCCUGCUGGAGCACCCUGGCCAAGUCUGGCUAUAAUUAUUGCAGCAUGCUGUGCCAUACCAGUGUUUCUCUUUCUAGUGUUCAUCAUUUGCUACAAAGCCAUAAAAAGGAAACCUAUGAGAACAGAAGAGAAUGGAACAAGUCAAGCUGAGUAUGCAAUGACAUCCUGUCAAAACAACAGGACAGUUGAUGCUAACAAUGCAGUGGCGUAAUUUCCGAAACCACCUCUUACAUAGUAAACAUUAAAAGCACACAUGGUAUAUGCAAGGUGGGUGAAAUGCAGCAUCAAGAGAAGACUUAUGGCCGAGGACUUCAUUUCAGAAAUAGCGUGCGCAUCAGAUAUUCUGAAAAGAAAAGCAGGUGACUCCUCCUUGGCUUGCUGAGUGUCACAAAAGGUGGGAUUGUACUUGGGGCUACUCUGAAAAAAGGAUUCACAGAGGCCUACUCACUGCAUGCUGGAUCUGUUGAAAGCAACAUUGCAGUGCCCCUUCUUCCUUUCUCAUCUUAGAUUGACUGUUUAUUUUUUUAAAAAUGCUUCAGUGAUCCUUUGAUGAUUAAGAGGGUGAUCUAUUCAAGACAGUAAAAUACCAUAAUUGGGCUUGCAAAUUCAAGCUUUGCAUUUUUCUGUUUAUUUACAGUCAUCAUAAGACCCAUCCUUUAUCAUGAUUAUAUUGUUAAAGUGGAAAAUUUCCAUUCAUUGAAAGGGAACAUCCCUCCCUGCCCAGUUGCAUGAAUGUAUCCCUUCCCAUACAAUCUGAUACUAGAUAUAGAUGCCACUACUACAGACAAAAAGGGAUCUCAGAAUGUCUUGUAGCAAUUAGCUUUACUAAUCAAAAGAAAAGUAUUAUCCAUAAUAGCAUUUUAAAGUGUUUUCAAUACUGUUAAUCCACAGUCCAGGAGCAUUUUGGGCCUUGGUGUUAAAAAAAAAAUCUAUAUUUGAGUUAAUCCAUUGUUAUUUUGCACUGUUUAGCACAUGUAUAUCCACCACACUAAUCUGUAGACAAGAUCUCUAGAAUGAUAUGAAAAUGUUUGAAUCUGGAGGACAACAAGCUGCAAUGGAAACAACUUCUUACAGACUUUCCUAUUCCUUAAGUAGCUCCUCCAAGUGACUAAAGAAUUUUCUGCUGUAGGGAAAAAGCUGUGAUAGUUUAGUCCCCUCUUUAACAAGGGGCUACCAACAGUGCCAAAAUUGUUCUGCGUUGUAUCAUUUUGUGAUAAGAAACCACAAACAGUUGAAAAGCAUAAUCCAACUCUCUAUUGUCACAGUGUCUCGUUAGGCACAGUCACUUUAAUUUAUAAAAGAACGUCUGAUGCUGUUAUUUGUCCAUACCUUGUUAAAGAAGUUAAAAUAUGGUUUCUGUCUUUCAUAUGCCUUCAUUUGUCACAGCUGCACCAGCAAAACAAAACAAAAAGAUGUGCUACGAUCUGGCUCUUGUCUUGCUGUCAAGCUUCAGUGAUAUUCUGUCUUUGUAUAUUCAAGCAGUCUAAAAGAAGCUGUAGCAGUGCUGUUGCCUAGAAUCAUGGCAUUGUGUCAGUCCUAAGAAGCUGGUAUGCUGGCUGAUUGUGACUAGGAUUGUCUCAGUGUAGAAUUCCAGUGCAUUCUGACUUACAGUCAGUUUUUCCAAUGAGAAUUGAAAAACUCUUAAAAGUGAGGGGUGGAAGCACAUCUGUGCAUUGGAUUCUACUGCUCCCUUACCUAGACAAAGUCACUGGAUAAUGGCGUCCCAGUUAAAUAUCAAAUA
Python bivittatus (Burmese python) is the source of this 2745-nucleotide messenger RNA. RefSeq names its product proline rich membrane anchor 1 (gene PRIMA1). NCBI's taxonomy places the organism in Eukaryota, Metazoa, Chordata, Lepidosauria, Squamata, Pythonidae. The record is from RefSeq and is a predicted model, not a curated record.